AAUCCAUAAAAAAAUGCAAAAUUCCAGCUUAUUAUAAAACCAGACAGACAAUAAACCCAAAGCUGAACCCAACGACGAGGCAGGAAGCAACACCAAGGACAACAACAACGUAGUAAAGUGAAACCAUCAAUGUUUAAUACAACACAAACAAAAUAAAUACCCAGCCAAACGUCUCUCCCUCUCUGUUUCCUUAAAGAUGAACGUGUCAGAAAUUGGUGAGUCUAACCGAGUUGGACUUGACGAGUCUUAUCGACCUCUGCCUUCUCUCUACUUGGGUUUCCUUUCCAUUUGGUUCUUCUCCGCUUGUUCUUGGACUUUCAACACUUACAGAAACCGCCAUUUUCAGACGAAUAGUUUACAAUGGACUCUUUCGUCUCUUCCAUUGAUCAAAGCCUUGCAACUCACUCUAUCCUUCCUCUUUUGGUAUUCAUGCUUUUAUCUUCAGAUAUGUUCAUUGUGGAUGUCAUUUGGGGUGUAUGUAACUGGAGUGCUGUUUCAGACAGCUUCAUUUGUUUCCUUUUUGCUCAUCUCUCAUGGAUACCGCAUCACCUGUGAGCGCCUUUCAAUAACAGAGCGCCGAACUACUGCUGCACUUGGAUGUGUAUAUUACUUGACUCUUGUUGGUUACAGAGCUUCUGUACCUUAUUUCACAGUUCUUCUACUGCUUAAUUACGUAAUUUCAUUCUAUGUAAUUUUUCACCAUAUAUCUCAAAAUCUAUUAGUGUUGCGGGAACAGUUGACUUAUAUAGAGGAUGAGGAUGUCCAACCAAUGCAUGAUGCUGUUUAUACGAAGUAUAUAAUGUUCAAAAAAUUUCAGGGUGCUAUGCAAAUAGUUGCCUUGGCUGAAACUGUGAUAUACUUAAACAUGGAUGACUCCUCAGAGACUUACUGGCUUCGGUUGUUGGUUCGAGAAUGGGCACAAUUCUGCAUUUUUAUGUACAUUGGAUGGACUUUUAGGUCACAAGAAUUGGCACCACGUUUUUCAGUUAUGCCAACUUUGAAAUCUAAAGUAGAUUCAAUGGUCCCUCCGAUCUACCGUAUAGAAAUGGAUGCUACAACUUUCAGAGAGUUUCAAAGUCAUGAAUGGCACAUCGGUGUGCCAACUUCUCUCUGCCACGAAAGUUCUAGAGAUUCAGUUUUGGUAAUCAUUCAGCAUCCACAUGCAUAUAGGCCGACAUUGGGCGCGACACCAUUCAGAAAGCAGCCAGUAUAGCUUCUCAAACUGCAGAUUCCAGUGACGGAUCAUGUUCAUGCAACAGUUACAAGCAAAGUAUAGAUUAGAAUAGCUGCAGUAUGGUCAACAGCAAAGUUUCACACACGAGUUAACACAAAAUUUUCUUUUCAUUUUUCCAUAUAGAAAUCUGAAAAAGGAUCCAUCCAGAUAUGUAUCCAAAUAUUCUCCAUUAAUUACAAAUUGUACAUUCUUCUCCAUUGCAAGUUGCAAUGCAUCCUUCACUGCAAU
Durio zibethinus is the source of this 1462-nucleotide messenger RNA. RefSeq lists its product as uncharacterized. The record is from RefSeq and is a predicted model, not a curated record. Lineage: Eukaryota; Viridiplantae; Streptophyta; Magnoliopsida; Malvales; Malvaceae.